Messenger RNA from Perkinsus marinus ATCC 50983, 906 nucleotides. RefSeq lists its product as hypothetical. Bases 1 to 906 code for a protein of 301 amino acids. The transcript has a single exon. The record is from RefSeq and is a predicted model, not a curated record. Gene Ontology annotation, molecular function: DNA binding. NCBI's taxonomy places the organism in Eukaryota, Perkinsozoa, Perkinsida, Perkinsidae.
AUGACUGUCCCUGCUGACCCAAGCGCCGAUGAGUACAAACCGUACGCUUCGAACACAUCUAACUCUGCCAGUAGCUCCUCUAAGGAUGAUAUUGAUGUUGGAUGUGCCUUCCCCGUGUCUGGUGACGACCCUGAAGAAGUCCUUCAUCCCUUGGUCCCCCCGAUGAAUCAUUCUGCCCGCUCGUCGAAGACUCCCAAAAGUAAAACUUUUCCGGAAAAACGGAGGAAAAGCUUGGUCUCCACUGGCGAACACACGAAUCGUAAGAUUCGUAAGUUAUCUUCUUCGUGUUUCGAUACCGCUAGACAAGGACGAAGUAUUCCCCAGAUGGGGCAAGCCCUCGACCUUCUGUCCUAUGCGUUAGCUGGCCCUAAGCCCAAGAGCAAGAGCAGAGUCUGGGAAGACUUCAGCUUGGUAAAGCGAAAAUGUGAUGAUGAGAUACUCGACGAUAUUGCAGCCUGUAAUCACUGUCUAGUGGUCGUCUCUCAUAUUGAUUCUAAUACUUCAUCUAUGAUACGUCACCAAUGCAAGCUUGAUCACGAAAAGUCCAUUAAAAUGACGCAGUUCCCUGGUGUUCUCAAGCCUACUGUUCUUCCCGAUGAACAAAAACAGUUGUUGGUCGAGGCAUGUGUCAAGCUUUCUUCUGCAAUUCCUGGUAUAGGGUUCUGCACUUAUCGAUCGGACGCCAUGCUAGAGUUCGUACAGAUGAUUAUCGAUAUUACGACUAAGCUAGGUAGACCCUGGUGUGCAGCCAAGUCGAUCCCAUCUGAUACUACUAUCAGUAGGAGGUGCAAAGAAGUUGCGGAGGAUCGGAGAGAACAAAUUAAAAUGAGAAUCGAGCAGCAGCUACCCCCAUAUCAGGUACUAGCUCGACCGGUGGGUAUUCAUAAGGGUUUACCUAUUAGGUAA